AUGUCUCAUCCAAUCCUGUCAGAAUUCGAUAUAGUUUUCGCUGGAGGUGGUACUACAGCCUGUGUUGUUGCAGGUCGCUUAACUGCAUAUGAUCCCUCGCUGAAGAUCUUGAUUCUGGAAGCGGGUGAACACACCCUCAAUAAACCUAUUCACGUGCAACCCUACCAAUAUCCCUUUAACCAAGCACCGACGAGUACCACAGUCACAUUCAACAUCGGAAAUCCAUCUCCCUAUCUCAACGGCCGUGCACUGAUAGUCCCUUCCGCUCGUUGCGUUGGUGGAGGCUCAUGUGUGAAUUCUAUGGUAUACACUCGUGCACCUGCUUCAGACUAUGAUGAUUGGGGAGCCGAUGGCUGGGAAUCUAAAAAUUUGAUUUCCCUCAUGAAGAAGCUGGAGACAUAUGAAGUGCUGCCAGAUCGUCCGACUCACGGCUAUGAUGGACCUAUCAAGGUGUCCUCUGGUGGGUGUAAUAUAGGUAUCUCCGAAGAGUUUAUCCGGGUUGGCACAACCUAUCAUAAGAGGCAGUAUGCCGACGAUACCAAUGAUUUGGAAACAUGCAAUACAUAUAGUCCAUGGCAUAAGUAUAUAGAUGGGACAACCGGAAGGCGUUCGGAUGCCGCUCACCAUUAUGUCUAUAAUCAAGCUCACAACCCAAAUUUACAAGUCUGGGACGGAAAACGCGUGAAGCGUAUCAUCUUCGAGGACAAGCGUGCUGUAGGUGUCGAGUUCACCAGCGACACAGUGUCUUGCCCAGACGCGGAUCAGUCGUCGAGUAUUGUAAGAGCAUUGAAGCUUGUCGUUGUCUCUGGUGGGGCAUUCGGUUCCCCGGCCAUUCUGGAGAGGUCCGGGAUCGGUGCUGAGGCGGUUCUCAAGCGGUGCGGUAUCGAACCAUUGGUGAAUUUGCCUGGCGUCGGGGAAAAUUAUCGAGGACAGUCAGAUCACAAUAUCGCCUUUGUUCCAUACUUGGCUGCUGACGAGGUUGUCACUAUGGAUGCUCUCUGGUAUGGGGAGAGUAUCCUACAGGAAAGCCUUGCGCAAUGGAACAGCAGCGGCAAAUCAUUGAUUGCACAGAAUGGCAUCGAUUCAAAAAUCAAGUGGCGUCCUGAUGACGAGGAAUUGAAAGUCAUGGAUCCAGUUUUUCAACCACGCUGGAAGGAGUUCUUUCGGGACCGCCCAGACAAGGCCGUUGCACUAUUUGGUACUCUUGCGGGAUAUGCGUCACAGAUUCCGAGGCCUUCCUCGAGUAUCCUUCCUCCUCGCAACUACAUGAGCACCGGUUAUUACACACUUUACCCCAUGUCCGUCGGAAGCGUUCAUAUCAAUGUAACAGAGAACGACAAAGAAAGAAUGGACUUUACUACAGGCUUUCUAGACGAUCCAUCCGAUAUUGCCCCUCUUGACUUCGGGUACAAAAAGACACGCGAAAUAUUUCGACGCAUGGCUUCAUACAGAGGUGAAAUUGCUGCUGGACAUCCUAAUUUUCCAGAGGGAAGCGCUGCAGCCUGCAGAGAAGCGUCCGGGCCAGUUGACAUCGAUGCACCUGACAUUGUCUACACUGCCGAAGAUGACGAGGCGAUCAGUCGAUUCCACCGCAACGUCGUGCAACCGACAGGGCAUUCACUCGGGACUUGUGCCAUGAAAUCAGAGGCAGAUCAAGGAGUCGUCGACGCUCGGCUGAAUGUAUAUGGCGUGUCAAACCUCAAGGUCGCAGAUAUGUCCAUCUCGCCAUUGAACGUUGGCACGAACACAUAUUCGACGGCACUUCUCAUUGGAGAGCGGGCUGCAAUAAUCAUUGCCGAAGACUUGGGUAUCAAUUGCGUUUAGACAGACUUAUGUCGAUAAAUUUAUGGUGGUGCUCGGCCAAAAGUUCCACGUGAGCGUGCGUGGUCUCGAUCUUUGCCCUUUCGAGCCGGAUUGCUGCACGAACGGCGGUCGUGACAGUUAGCAAAGCAAAUGCGCGGAGUUUGUAUACGAGUCUAUUCUCGCGUGAACCGAUGGACUCGUCCCCCCUUCAACAGCGCACCAACGAAAAGCUCAUGGCUCACGAUGUUGAAUCUGCCCAAUGAUUCUGCAUUGCACUACCUAUGUAUAUAGGUAAGCCUGUUGAGAUGGUAGACACGAGCACUGAGCAUGACU
This is a messenger RNA of Suillus bovinus, 2136 nucleotides long. RefSeq names its product GMC oxidoreductase-domain-containing protein. Bases 1 to 1824 code for a protein of 607 amino acids. The transcript is spliced from 16 exons. The record is from RefSeq and is a predicted model, not a curated record. Lineage: Eukaryota; Fungi; Basidiomycota; Agaricomycetes; Boletales; Suillaceae. Gene Ontology annotation, molecular function: flavin adenine dinucleotide binding; oxidoreductase activity, acting on CH-OH group of donors.